Molecule: messenger RNA, 741 nt
Organism: Echinostoma caproni
Lineage: Eukaryota; Metazoa; Platyhelminthes; Trematoda; Plagiorchiida; Echinostomatidae
Source: the annotation of a GenBank genome assembly
AUGCCUUCGAACCAGUGGCGACCUGCCCCUAUUAACCGAGGCCAAUGGGGACCGGGAUCCAGAUUCAGCAACGUGCCGCGGGCACCGGAACCCUAUGAACCCCUGAGGAAUCUACAACACAGUGAGUCUCAAAGAUUUUCUUCAGUCUUGCCACCUGUAUGCAUCUCUAACACCACUACUGUCAUCCCGCCGUUGUUAACAGUAACUAUUGGGGGUAAGAACGCCAAAGCUUUGGUCGACACAGGUGCCGCGUGCAGCUUUAUAGUGCCCGAACUACGCCACAGCGGAAUAGUUAAGGCGAAAGAAAUGCGGUUAAAAGCGGUUAAUGGGACCCCAUUACAUGUGUACGGCGUAUAUGAAAUGAGUCUAACGGUUGGGAGCGCUCGUAUCACACACCCAGUUGUAGUGUCUCCAGAAAUUCUAUACGAUCUGAUUUUGGGAAUGGACUUCCUCCGGGCUUUCCAGUGCAGCAUUGAUGUUAACCAGGACGGGCUGAUAUUCGGAGGGGAACGAGUAUCUCUAAGAGAACACACCGACGGAGGACCCGAUUGGGUGUUGGAGGUGCAUCCGGUAGAUAAACAGGGCCAAGUUUCCAGACUUCUGAGUCGCGCCAAUCCGGACAUCUCGUUGCAACAGAGGGAGCGCAUGCAUGCGUUAGUGAUCAAACACCAGGCUGCGUUUGCGUGGGAGUGCGUUCCUCUGGGCAGAACUCCGAUCAUCCAACAUCGUAUUGACACAUAA